AAAAAAAAUGCCUCCAAAGAAAGCCACUUCAGGAAAAGAAAAACCAAAAGAGAAACCGGUAGAGAAAAAAGCGGUUGAAGCGAAGCCUCGGUUUUUAGCAGCAGACAAGGUAAAAUUAAAGGAUUUUUACUUAAAAAACAAGAAAGCAGGUGUAAAGCAAGAGAGUGUGUUUACUUCAUUCGGCCAACUUUAUGGUUAUUCUAAUUCACAAGUGAGAAGAGCAUAUUAUUCGAUUUUCGGUAAACAAAAAACAAAAAACGAAACCGAAACCGAACCGGAAGAUGACGAUGUUUCCGAAAAUGUUGAUGAUGAUAUGAUAGAAAGACAAGAAUUUACUGAUAGAAUGGACAGUUAUCUUGCUGAAUCUGAGCAAAAAACUGAGAAGAAGAGAAAGAGACAACUUGAGAAGGAGCCAACUUAUGAUGAUGAUGAUGAUGAAUGUGAUUACGAACAAUCAGAUGAAGAUUACGAAUAUUCGGAUGAAGAUAUUUUACCGGCAACUCCGUCGAAAGUAACAAAAGUAGUGAGCAUUAAUGACAAAUCAACAAGUUUAUUCCGUCCUUUUAGAUUCGAAUCAGAAACUCAUCGCUUCAUCAUUUAUAGAUUUCCCACAUGGACUGAUUUUAAAUUUUCACAUGUGGAGAUGUCAAAAGAAAAGAUGAUAGUUAUUCAUGUGAAGAUUAAUGCUAAACUUUCCGAAAGUUGUGUAGUAGAAUCUUUCGCUCCAUUUGCGAAAAAUUUAAAAGCGAACACUGACAGAAAGGAUGAACAGUUCACCAUCAAAGAACCGGUUCCGAAAGAUGUUGAUGUUAAAACUGUAAAGUGUGGUCCUUUGAAUUUGAAAGGCGUUUACGAUUUGGAUGACCGUGUAUUCGCAGUGCUAUUAGAAAAGAAAUUGCAAACAUUCGCACCAACUUUUGAUGCUAAUGAAUUGUCAAAUUUCAUUGCGAAGGCUUCUGUUACAAGUAGCUCUUCUGACACACAACUUGUCAACACUCAAACAUCACAAGCGCUUACCAGCAACUCCACUGCCGCCACAACAGAAGAUGCAACCGGCAACAAAGAAAUCGCAAACGCAACUCAAAACACAAGAGAAGAGUCUGAAUAAACAAUUUCACUUCU
Molecule: messenger RNA, 1122 nt
Organism: Naegleria gruberi
Lineage: Eukaryota; Heterolobosea; Eutetramitea; Acrasida; Naegleriidae
Exons: 1
Coding region: 8-1108 (366 amino acids)
Source: RefSeq, a predicted model, not a curated record